Molecule: messenger RNA, 561 nt
Organism: Anisakis simplex (herring worm)
Lineage: Eukaryota; Metazoa; Nematoda; Chromadorea; Rhabditida; Anisakidae
Source: the annotation of a GenBank genome assembly
AUGUCGGGUACAUCACGUAUUAGCGCAUCGUUGCCGCGGAUUCGCGCAACAAUCGGUCAUAUACCACAAAGGUUGAAAACUUUACGCAUCAACGCUCAUCGAUCACGUCUUGAGAUCCUCAGACGAAUAGUCACUCGUUUAGUACGAGAAGAACGAUGUGAAUUCCCUUUGAAUCGUGCCGUUGAAGCACGCCAGUAUAUGGAAAGGUUACUACAGUUGGGAAUAUUUCGCGAUCGAGAUGAUAAUUACAUGAACGAGAUGGUCGAUUGGUGGUUGAUCGAAGGUGAUCUACGUGAUAAGUUUUUCGAUGUUCUUGUACCUCGAUUCGCGCAGCAUCCAGCUGGACCGUAUACGGAUUUAUAUCGUUUACCAAACGAACGUCUUGAGUCAUAUGUACGGAAGAAACGAGUUUUCUAUCGCAAUUUUGACAUUGCAGUCCUUGAACUCAAAGGUAAUCCAUUUCCUCCUGUUGUGCCUGAACCUGAAGAUCAUUCGAAUAGCUUGCUGAAUAUUCUGCUCAGGAAUGCAAUUCAAAAGAGGGUGGAUAACCACAGCAGAUAG